UCUCAUCUCAUCCCCCAUUGGGCUCCCCCCCCCCCCCUCUCCUCCCUCGCAGUUGUCAAGAAAACUAGUUAAGAAGCCCGGCUUCGGCUUGUCUUGCUUUUACUUGCUUUUCCUUCGCAAGCUCGAUCUUUCGACAUCGUUGCCGCGCCGCAAUCUCACUUCGGGCCUUGUCAGACAAGACAUCGAUCAGAUCUCGGAGACAACAUUUCUUUUAUUUAUUUUCUCUUGCCGAUUAUAUUCCUUAUCUCUGGCAAAGGCUACCUCAUUCCCAAAUUCAAUAUCGACUGUUCGAAACAUUAGGGAACUGGAAAAAUACAGAAAGGACGAAAAAUUUCGUGCAAAAAUGGGGUUCGUCCAGAAAUGGAACGCCAAGAUCGCCGCCGGCCCGGUUGGUCGGUGGUUCCAGCUCGAGGGCUCCGGUCAUCCCUGUGAGCGCAUCGGAUCACUCUUCUUCACUGAAAUGCGCGCCGGUCUCGUCGCCUUCUUCGCCAUGGCCUACAUUAUCGCCGUCAACUCCUCCAUCGUUGCCGACUCCGGCGGUACUUGCGUCUGCCCGCGCACCGCCGACGACUUCACCUGCGACAAGGACCAGGACUACUUGCUCUGCGUGGCAGAGGUCAAGCGCGACAUCGUCACCGCCACCGCCGCCAUCUCGUCCCUGGCCACCUUCUUCAUGGGCCUCCUCGCCAACAUGCCCGUCGGUUGCGCUCCCGGUAUGGGCUUGAACGCCUACUUUGCCUACUCCGUCGUCGGUUAUCACGGAACCGGUGCCGUCCCCUACCAGGUCGCCCUUACCGCCAUCUUCAUCGAGGGCUUCAUCUUUUUCGGCCUCGCUCUGCUCGGUCUGCGCCAGUGGCUUGCCCGCGCCAUCCCGCGCUCCAUCAAGCUCGCCACCGGUGUCGGUAUCGGUCUGUUCCUCACCCUCAUCGGUCUCACCUACAGCGAGGGUAUCGGUCUGAUUGUCGGCGCCACCUCCACCCCCCUCGAGUUGGCCGGCUGCAUUGCGAGCGAGCAAGUCGACGGCCUCUGCCCGUCCUCGACCAAGAUGCGCAACCCCACUAUGUGGAUCGGUAUCUUCUGCGGUGGUAUCUUCACCGUCAUGCUCAUGAUGUACCGCUUCAAGGGCGCCAUCCUAGCUGGUAUCAUCCUCGUCAGCAUCAUCUCCUGGCCCCGCGGCACCUCCGUCACCUACUUCCCUGACACCCCCAUCGGCGACUCCAACUUUGACUUCUUCAAGAAGGUCGUCGACUUCCACCCGAUCCAGAGGACCCUCAACGUCCAGGAGUGGAAUGUCGGAGGAUACAGCGGUGCUUUCGGCCUGGCCCUCAUCACCUUCCUGUACGUCGACAUUCUCGACUGCACCGGUACCCUCUAUUCCAUGGCCCGCUUCGCCAACCUCAUCGACGAGGAGACCCAGGAUUUCGAGGGCUCAUCCGUCGCCUACAUGGUUGAUGCCCUCAGCAUCUCCGUCGGUGCCGUCUUCGGUACUCCCCCCGUUACCGCCUUUGUCGAGUCCGGUGCCGGUAUUUCUGAGGGAGGCAAGACUGGUCUGACUGCCAUGGUCACCGGUAUCUGCUUCUUCAUCUCCAUCUUCUUCGCUCCCAUCUUCGCUUCCAUCCCCUCGUGGGCCACCGGCUGUGUGUUGGUUCUUGUGGGAUCCAUGAUGGUCCGCGCCGUCACCGAGAUCAACUGGAGGUAUAUGGGCGAUGCCGUUCCCGCCUUCAUCACCCUCGCACUCAUGCCCUUCACCUACUCCAUUGCCGACGGUCUCAUCGGCGGUGUCUGCAGUUACAUCCUCAUCAACGGCCUUGUCUGGGUCAUUGAGAAGGCCUCUGGCGGUCGCAUCGUUCCCCACAACAAGAGCGAGAAGGACCCCUGGACCUGGCGCAUUCCUGGCGGCAUCCUGCCUCCCUGGGUCCGCCGCCUUGCCAAGGGAAAGAAGGACUUCUGGCGCUCUGACGAGCACCGCCAGACUGCCGCUUCCGAGCCCCAACCCCUGGAGAAGACCAUCAGCUCCGAGCAGGGUGGCUCUGUUACCGGAAAGGACAAGGAGAUUGGAGAGACCAUCACCCCCCACGGUGACAGGUCCUCAUCAUAGUCGGAGUAAAAGAAGUCGUUUUCGAGGAGUUUUGUGGGAUAUCAGUCAUUUAAGUACCACAUUGGGGAAUUGGAUAGGAUACCCGAAUGAUGAUGCAGUUUCGUCUAUUAUUAAUUGCCUUUCGUUGAAAGUACGAUAGAACCAAUCUAAGAUAAAUGGUGGAUCAUCCCAUCAGUGUUGAUAACCCCA
Molecule: messenger RNA, 2287 nt
Organism: Colletotrichum godetiae
Lineage: Eukaryota; Fungi; Ascomycota; Sordariomycetes; Glomerellales; Glomerellaceae
Product: permease
Exons: 2
Coding region: 344-2098 (584 amino acids)
Biological process (GO): guanine transport; adenine transport; transmembrane transport
Cellular component (GO): plasma membrane
Molecular function (GO): purine nucleobase transmembrane transporter activity
Source: RefSeq, a predicted model, not a curated record